GCCACUCGCUGCUCUCGCCGGUCUCUUGCACGACAUACACGCGACCCUUGAACGACCAUCGUCGAUCUCGCCCUCGGCUCUUAUAUCAGUUUACGAUAAUAAUAUUAAAAGCCGACCAAGAUGUGUGACGAUGAUGUUGCGGCACUAGUCGUGGACAAUGGAUCCGGUAUGUGCAAGGCCGGAUUUGCCGGAGACGAUGCGCCGCGUGCCGUGUUUCCUAGCAUUGUUGGUCGCCCUCGUCAUCAGGGUGUGAUGGUCGGUAUGGGUCAAAAAGACAGCUAUGUUGGUGACGAGGCGCAAAGCAAGAGAGGUAUAUUAACAUUAAAGUAUCCUAUAGAACACGGUAUUAUCACCAAUUGGGACGAUAUGGAAAAAAUUUGGCAUCAUACUUUCUACAAUGAAUUGCGAGUCGCUCCUGAAGAACAUCCUGUUCUUCUUACCGAAGCACCCCUUAAUCCGAAAGCUAACCGUGAAAAAAUGACGCAGAUCAUGUUCGAAACCUUCAACAGCCCCGCCAUGUAUGUCGCCAUCCAGGCCGUCCUCUCACUGUACGCUUCCGGUCGUACCACCGGUAUCGUCUUGGAUUCCGGUGACGGUGUUUCUCACACCGUGCCGAUCUAUGAAGGUUACGCCCUUCCUCAUGCCAUUCUUCGUCUGGAUUUGGCCGGUCGCGAUCUCACCGACUAUCUCAUGAAGAUCCUGACCGAAAGAGGCUACAGCUUCACCACCACGGCUGAGCGAGAAAUCGUCCGCGACAUCAAGGAGAAACUGUGCUAUGUCGCCUUGGACUUCGAACAGGAAAUGGCAACCGCUGCCGCCAGCACUUCUCUCGAAAAGAGCUACGAGUUGCCUGAUGGUCAAGUCAUCACUAUCGGUAACGAGAGGUUCCGCUGCCCAGAAGCUCUCUUCCAACCUUCCUUCCUGGGUAUGGAAUCCUGCGGUAUUCACGAGACCGUCUACAACUCCAUCAUGAAGUGCGACGUCGAUAUCCGUAAGGAUCUGUACGCCAACACUGUCCUGUCUGGUGGUACCACCAUGUAUCCCGGUAUUGCCGAUCGUAUGCAGAAAGAAAUCACCGCCCUCGCUCCCUCGACUAUUAAAAUCAAGAUCAUUGCUCCACCUGAAAGAAAAUAUUCCGUAUGGAUCGGUGGUUCCAUCCUGGCUUCCCUGUCCACCUUCCAACAGAUGUGGAUCUCCAAGCAGGAAUACGACGAGUCCGGUCCUGGUAUCGUUCAUCGCAAAUGUUUCUAAAUAUAUCGUGCCAAGAAUUGAUCACAACUACCAGCACUACUAUCUUUGUGACUCUUUUCUUCCUCUUUUAUGUUUCUUUCUAUAUACACG
Molecule: messenger RNA, 1341 nt
Organism: Pseudomyrmex gracilis
Lineage: Eukaryota; Metazoa; Arthropoda; Insecta; Hymenoptera; Formicidae
Product: actin, muscle
Exons: 3
Coding region: 121-1251 (376 amino acids)
Biological process (GO): mitotic cytokinesis
Source: RefSeq, a predicted model, not a curated record